AUGGAUCUGGAGAAGAACCUUCUCAGGGCAAUGGCGAAAAGCAUGUUGAACGAUGUCGUAUCCACCAGAGCGUACGAAUGGGUUUUCAGGCGAUACGAAAGAUUUUUCAAGGAUAAGAUAGUCAUAGACGUGGGCUGUCGCAGUGGAUUACUCAGUCUGAUGAGCGUGGAAGCGGGUGCCAUCAAAGUCAUGGCCCUGGGCAAUAUGGAAAGUGCUGAGUUUGUUAGGAAAGCUUUUAGCAACACUGAGAAGGAGGAUAUCUUCGAGUUUGUCGAGGGUGAUAUCCACGAGAUAGUCCUGCCCAGCGGUCUGAAGAAGGUGGAUAUAAUAGUGUCCGAGUGGGUAGGCCACUCUAUUUUUGUGGAAUCGCUCUUCAAGGAGGUGAUAUAUGCCCGAGAAAAGUGGCUGGUUAAAGGUGGUCUCAUCAUACCCAAUGUGGCUCAUCUUUUUCUCUGCGGAAUCGCGCAGCAUCCGCGAGACUCCAUCGAAGUGAAUAUCCUUCCCCAGACGGAUUAUCCUGGUCGCAGCUAUAUGGUCAGAGAACCCGUAUCCCUGAUGGAGGAUUACGUUCCCAAGGAACAGAUGAUAACUGAAAAGUACCUUCUGAAAACCAUCGAUCUCCUCACAGCCCACAUAAAUGAUGAGAGCUUCAGGGUCCCUUUUAGGCUACGUGGCUUGACGGACAGUCCACUUGGAGCCGUGGUUCUCUAUUCAGAUAUAGGAUUCUGCCGACCGAAGGGAAAGUUUAGACUCUUGUUUUCCACAGGUCCUAAGAGACCUCGCACCUAUCUGAGGCAAACUAUAUUGUUUAUGGAUGAUCCCGUCGCAGUGGCCAAGCGAGAGCUGGUUAUCGGAGACCUUGGGAUGUACUACAAGCCCGAUCAGCAUCGCGAAGUGGAGUACUCCUUCUCCUUCGCCAGUUCCAAAGUCGCGAAUACAGGAUCUGAGGAAUCGGAGGAGCACGAGGACGUUUCUGGUACAGAUUGCGACCAAGCGAAUGACGUGGAUUUGAGCGAAAUAAAAGGGGGCUAUUCUUGUUGA
This is a messenger RNA of Drosophila erecta, 1041 nucleotides long. It is a transcript of the gene Art9, whose product is annotated as probable protein arginine N-methyltransferase 1.2. Gene Ontology annotation, cellular component: nucleus. Gene Ontology annotation, biological process: peptidyl-arginine methylation. Lineage: Eukaryota; Metazoa; Arthropoda; Insecta; Diptera; Drosophilidae. The record is from RefSeq and is a predicted model, not a curated record. Bases 1 to 1041 code for a protein of 346 amino acids. Gene Ontology annotation, molecular function: protein-arginine N-methyltransferase activity. The transcript has 3 exons.